Molecule: messenger RNA, 2476 nt
Organism: Lolium rigidum
Lineage: Eukaryota; Viridiplantae; Streptophyta; Magnoliopsida; Poales; Poaceae
Product: WD repeat-containing protein 91 homolog
Exons: 16
Coding region: 136-2019 (627 amino acids)
Molecular function (GO): protein binding
Source: RefSeq, a predicted model, not a curated record
CCCGCUCCACGCCCCGACCCCCUCCCAACCACCCCGUCUCUCACGCGUGUCGCCGCCAUCGCCGUUCCUCGUGGCGACAUCACGUUCCUGCUGUCUCCGCCCCGUCCGCAAUCUCUGGCAAUUGAGUUUUGAGAAAUGGAGAACUUGCAGUAUGCGGAAGAACUCGUGAGGGAGUUUCUCGUGUUCAGGGGUUUCACAAGUACGCUGCAAGCUUACGAGGCAGAAUUGUCCACCGAGAUUGGCAGGAGCUUUGAAGUAGACAAGAUACUAGACCUAGUGUUCUCAGUGUAUAUACCCAAGUACCAACUGGAUAGACUGCUAAGCCUCUUUAGCUUCUUUAAGCAAUGUUUCACUUCACCUACGGACACGGUGCAUUACACGGCGCUCGUUAAACUGGAGCAAUCAAUAUUGCGGUAUUACGUCGUCAGUGCUUUGAAAUCUGGAAGGCAAGAAAAAGUCGUUGAAUUCUUCAGCGCAAGUGGCAAUUAUCUGAUGCAAAAUCGUGAAGAUUGGCUACCAUGGUUUGCUAUACCAUAUAUUAAAAACCCAGGCUUGGAUCCUCAGUUCCGUAUGUACUUCUCCAAAGAAUGGUCAGAUACCUUGGUUCUUUCAUUUCGGAACUUUUUGAGCGGGAUAUUCAGUGGUACUCGAAUCCCGGCUCUUAUGAAGAUUAGCACUGAAAAGAAUACCAUCAAAUGCCUCAAGAGUGACAUAAAACAACUGAAUAGCAAAUUGUCAGAGCUACAAGCGCUGUUAGAGGUGAAGGAAGAUGAACUUUCUUCGUUGAAAAGGAAUGAUAGCAGCGCUGAGUUCAGACACAAGAAUUUACUCAAGACUACUACAGCUGGCUCCUCUCUUGAGGGACAAAACAUCUCAGGAGUCUACGAAGAAUCCUCGACUUCAAGUAGAACUGGACAGGGCCUUGACUCACAGACUUCGAGUUCAGCGAAAUCUUCUACAAGAGAUGGCGAAUUACAUGGAUCUUUUCAGAUGAGCAAUGCAGAUGAUGAGCAGGUUUUAGUGACAGAGGAAGACUUUCCUGAGGUGAAAGUAGGUUUUCAGGAAACAUUUUUAGGCCAUAACAGUUCAAUAAGUAGCUGUCGAUUUUCUGCUUCUGGAACAAAUAUUGCUAGUUCAUCGACUGAUGGCACAGUGAGAAUCUGGACAUAUGACUCAUCAACACCAUCAUCUAAAAAUGCCACUAUAUACUGUGGGGCUGAAGUCAGCACACUUUCUUGGGAAUGCAGAUCUGACCGCUUGCUGCUCAUAGGCACAGCUAAUGGAGGUAUCAAAGCUUGGAAUGCUGAUGCAAAGAGAGUUGUUUGUGACCUGAGUACAUCAAAAGAUUUUCCAAGUGUGCUUGAUUUGAAGUGUAGCCCUGUAGAUCCUGUGUUCGUCUCUGCAGCUGCAUCAAGAAGGCAUGGAUCAACUAUAUUUGACAGAACCGGAUUUGCUUCCUUGACAGUAUGGCAUAUGAAAACAUGGAAGCCUCUGACAGUCCUCCCUCUUGGUGAGGAUCCACCUGCUAUUACCUCUGUUUGCUUCAAUCACAAUGGGAAGAUCCUGGCAGCCUCUGCAACAGAUGGAAUGAUUCACAUGUUUGACAUGUCUGCUGGUCUUCAAAUCACUGGAUGGCCUGCCCAUGAUUCCCCUGUUAGCUCAGUUCUUUUUGGGCCAGCUGAAACAAGCAUCUUCAGUUUAGGCGCAGAUGGAAAGAUAUUUGAGUGGAGCUUGCACAAUCAAGGUCAGAUUCUUUGGUCAAGAGAUUGCAGUAGGUUUUGCAACCCAGAGAGCUUUAGCAAACGCAUGCAUGAGGUAGCAUUGGAUUCUAAUGGCAAGAGGCUCCUUGCUACGUCGGGUUUGGUCCGGGCCCCAAUAUACCAGGUGCAAGGUCACGAAAGUGGGCUGAGGACACUUCCUCAUAGUGCACCUGUAACAAGUGUGGACUGGCAUCCCACGCUGCCAAUCUAUGUUACAGGUUCUGCAGACCACUCUGUCCGGGUCACAUCCAUUCUGUGAUGUCUAUGACGAAGGGUUUCCCUUGAGAUUUCGCUCACAUUUCAGUGUAACCGGAGGUGCUGCUCCGUGGACCUCCAAGGAUGCUCAAUCCCCACCACAUGCUGUUCCCGAUAGUGUCUCAUCCAGAUAGAUCCUUUUGCAUCUGAAAACUGUUGUGUGUUUGUAGACUUUGUGAGUCGGUGUAACAAUGUUGUAAAAACGGGUCAAAGUUUAUUGAUCUGUUACAUGGUAAUAGGAUCCCAGGAGUAUAAUGUAACUUCUACAGCAGGUUUCCCUGUUUCGAAAUCAACAGGGGUUGUUGCUUAUGUUUGUUUGAGAGUAGCUUAUCGCGUGGUACAUGUACCACGCGAUACAGGAGUUGUUGCUUUGCACCAAUUUAAUGAUGUAUUACAGUACUUCCUUUUUCCCUAGAAACAAGAUGCAUCUCUGUUCAAGGAAUGAGGAACUUGAUUAUAAA